UCGAGUUUUGCGACCGUUUCCGCUUCCUCAGCUUCACCAGCUAUCCAAGCUGCUUCCUCAGCAGGCUCAAGCACGGCUUCGGCCCCAGCAACCUCGAGUUUUGCGACCGUUUCCUCUUCCUCAGCUUCACUAGUUAUCCAAGCUGCUUCCUCUGCUACCGCGGCUGUGGCUGCUUCCAGCAAGGCUGCUUCCGCUGCUACGUUUGUGACUACCUCCAGCCAAGCUGCUUCUGACCACUGUGGCGACACAGAUUAUGUGAUUCUCACCGACACGCCAUGGAUCGUCUAUAACAUGCUCUACAAUGCCGACGAGAUGGUCGGCACGCAGUGCACCAACUACCAAGAAUCUGGAACCCUUGCAAAUGGAGAACAAGAGGUGGUGUGGAAUAGCGUGACGAACAUUGAAUAUGUCGAGAGCACGAACAAUGUACCAAAAGGAUACUCUUUUGUGGGUCUGACGGAAAACCUUGAGAACACUAUUUCGUCCAUCUCUGCCAUUCCGGCUAAUUACACAUGGACACGCACAAAUACGACUGCGUUCAAGGGCAAUGUCUGCUUCGACUUUAUGACCAGUGACACGAAAGGAGAUUCGACCUCGAGCUCUGCGCAAGAACUCAUGCUGUGGCUUCAAUAUGAAGGAGGUCAGCUUCCCAUUGGCUGGGGAGAUGCUGUGACUACCAUUGAUUCUCUUUUUGGGACGAGCUGGAAGUUGUAUGAGGCGAAGAACACCGAUACUGGAAUCACAGUUCAUAGCUUGCUUCCCGACACUCAGUUCGAGGGGAGCUUUGAUGGAGAUCUGAAGGAUUGGCUGGAGGCUUUGGUGACAAUUGGAAAGUUUACGGAUGCGACUUACGUCAAUGUUGGGAAUGCUGGGACUGAGUUCUUCUACGGGAACAGCAUCCUGAAUGCUACGUUAGGAUUGCAGAUCAACUUGAGCUAG
Lachnellula hyalina is the source of this 939-nucleotide messenger RNA. RefSeq names its product Xyloglucan-specific endo-beta-1,4-glucanase. The transcript is spliced from 3 exons. Gene Ontology annotation, molecular function: cellulase activity. The annotation marks the transcript as partial. NCBI's taxonomy places the organism in Eukaryota, Fungi, Ascomycota, Leotiomycetes, Helotiales, Lachnaceae. The record is from RefSeq and is a predicted model, not a curated record. Gene Ontology annotation, biological process: polysaccharide catabolic process.